Molecule: messenger RNA, 1471 nt
Organism: Pyricularia grisea
Lineage: Eukaryota; Fungi; Ascomycota; Sordariomycetes; Magnaporthales; Pyriculariaceae
Exons: 4
Coding region: 427-1356 (309 amino acids)
Cellular component (GO): endoplasmic reticulum
Molecular function (GO): oxidoreductase activity
Source: RefSeq, a predicted model, not a curated record
UUAAAAGAUGGUGUUGCUUGAAUGGCAACGGAAUUCCGCUUUAACGAAAUUCCAUUUGUAGAUAUACCCAUAUUUAGUUCUCCAAUGGCUUUAACAACUUAACAAACCCGACUGUCGGAUCGUAUGGAACCUUAAAAUUGUUAGUGCACUGGAAGGUACGAUUUCCCGACUUCGGGCUUUAUAGCGGUCACAGGAUCAGCCCACUUCCGGGGUCUGCAAAUUUUCGGUGGGAAGACUGUCGCAAAUUGGCCCCGGCCAAGCCGCGCUCGGGGUCUAGUCUACUCCGUAGCUUCAAUUCCACCUGGUCCCUUUGCUCCCCCACGAAAGCCUCGAGGCCCGCCAAAAAAAAAAAAUAAGACAUAAAAGCCAGGUCCGCCAGGCAAAGAAAAGCAAGGACGAAGACAAAACCCGUCAAGAGAGGCAACUAUGGCACCCCCUCUGACUUCAAAGGUCUACGUCGACGGGGUCUACAUCCCCGCGGCGCUCAUUGUCAUAGGCACCGCUAUUGUCAAGAGGGAUUGGGUCGUCUACAGCGUCGCCCUGGCAUUGGCUCUCGGCACAUGGAAGUUCUUCCAGCUCAAGCCCAAAAAGGUCCUUGACCCAACAAAAUUCCAGGAGUUCGAGCUUAAGGAGAAGACCAUUAUAUCCCACAAUGUCGCCAUCUACCGUUUCAUGCUUCCAUCGCCGUCUUCGAUCCUUGGUCUCCCCAUCGGCCAGCACAUCUCCAUCGGCGCCGACAUCCCCCAGCCCGACGGUAGCAGCAAAGAGGUUGUGCGGUCCUACACCCCGAUCAGCGGUGACGAGCAGCCCGGCUAUGUCGACCUGCUGAUCAAGUCGUACCCCACCGGCAACAUCUCCAAGUACAUGGCAGGGCUCUCGGUCGGCCAGAGCAUCCGCGUCAGGGGCCCCAAGGGCGCCUUUGUUUACCAGCCCAACAUGGUUCGUCACUUUGGCAUGAUCGCCGGCGGCACCGGCAUCACCCCGAUGCUGCAGGUUGUUCGUGCCAUCGUACGCGGCCGUGCCGCUGGCGACACCACACAGGUGGACCUGAUCUUUGCCAACGUCACCCAGGAGGACAUCCUGCUCAAGGAGGACCUGGACGCGCUCGCGGCCGAGGACAAAGGAUUCAGGGUGCACUACGUUCUGGACAGGCCACCCGAGGGCUGGACCGGUGGUGUUGGCUUUGUUACACAGGACAUGAUCACCAAAUGGCUUCCCAAGCCGGCAGAUGAUGUCAAGAUCCUGCUGUGCGGUCCCCCGCCUAUGGUGAGUGGUCUGAAGAAGGCUACCGAGGCUUUGGGCUUCAAGAAGGCGCGCCCUGUGAGCAAGCUUGAAGAUCAGGUAUUUGCCUUUUAAGCAUGCACGGGGAUAUGCAGGUAUUAUGAGAGCGGCCGUUUAUGAAGCUCUGCAGACUAGACUUGUGAUUAUAAUAGGAGAAAAUAUAGAAAUCAUGAAGCUUACUGAUACCUUG